This is a messenger RNA of Phytophthora sojae, 1485 nucleotides long. RefSeq lists its product as hypothetical. Bases 1 to 1485 code for a protein of 494 amino acids. The record is from RefSeq and is a predicted model, not a curated record. NCBI's taxonomy places the organism in Eukaryota, Oomycota, Peronosporomycetes, Peronosporales, Peronosporaceae. The transcript is spliced from 2 exons.
AUGCCGGGGACUGCUCAGCCUCAGAGCGAGAUCGACACGAGUGUUGCAGCUGAAUCGCUAGAGCUCCAGGAUGACAAGACCCUCACUGACUACACGCUCCACAUUAGGGUUCAUCGUCUUCGAGGCUUUGGUGUUUCUCUACUGAUGACUCUCGUGCUGGUCGGUGCGAUGCUGCCCUUUGCUCGCGAUGGGAUACGCCUAAAAACCUUCCAAGCGGGGGACAUGGAGCCUCCACGACAGAAGGAAAUGCUGGACAAGUACAACUCCAUCUCCGGCGGACUCACUGUGUUGCUGACCAAGCCUUUGGACGUAUUUCUAAGCAUGGUGGUGACUGUCGCUCUGCUCUGUAUUGCGACCAAGUACAGUGUUCACAAUGAAACUCAACGCAGAUACGUCGUUAUGGGGAUCAUCGCUGUCGUGGGCUAUUUAAUGAACACUGGCUUCGUCGCCCUCAACGUUCAAGUGGUUUCCGGUCCGAUCCAUCCCCGGAUUAUCUCGGCCGACCUCGCAGUGCAGAAUGUGUACGAUGACACGCAACAACUCGAUGGCGAUGGGUUAUUGACAACCACGAUGAACACAAACUUCCGCGAAGAUAACCCAGAAGAAGUCCCGACGUGGUGCAACCACACCGACGACUACCCAAAUCCUUUCAAGCACGUCGUGGCUAGUUAUGGCUUCCCCCCGCGAACGUGGCAGCAGUACGCGCUCCCUCGAGCGGUAGAGCCGACUGCAUCAUUAAAUUUGUCGAUGAGCGCAUCAGCAGCGGAUGUUCCACCGGACGAAGACCUCCCUAUGGACCAAUCUGUCGCUACGAACCUCAUUGUGUACGCUUUGUUGGUGAGCAACAGUUUUCUCGGUUGGUGGGGAGCUGAAGACGAAGCAUCGACGCUUAACACGAAGGUUGAUCCUACAGGAACACUAUCAAUGGCUGAGCAUUUCAACUUGACAACCCGCUCAUCAUCGAAUGCGACCUUUUUGAGCGAUGCUCACGCGGUGAUGGUUGACUACUUCAACAAGGCGGAGAACGCUAGCUUAACUGAUGAGCUGACGACAGUGGAGUUUUCCCGGGUUAACGUAACGGAGUCGAUUGUAUUUGACGCCAUGACUAUUGAGAUUCCUACAGAGAAGUUUGGUGAUCAAGAGGAUAAUUUGUCGAGCUCGAAUCCGUUCUACGAAACACUUCGUGACUAUUUGUGCAACGCCGAAGCCUGCCUCAUGCCGUACGCGGAGGAGUUUACGGCGGCUGGAACGACAACGACAGUGUAUCCACGCGUGCAGGCUCUUGCAAUCUGUCUAAAUGACGCGGGCGGGGAGGAUUUGGUCGUGGACUUCAGCUACUACCAGUCGAACCAACCGUUGCAGUCGUGCAAGCAGCGUUCAAAUUCCUCCAUGGUCAUCGUAAGCGUCGGUAAAUGCAUCCAAGGUGACGCGUUUGAGGCUGCUUCGGGUGUGUUAAAUGAAGCUAGCCGGGUCGUGAAUGCUUGA